CUAAUGAACCUUCGAGCACCACUAUAGCCAGUGAAUCUUCAACCAGCACUUCAGAAAUUCAAACAGAUACUUCUGAGCCUUCCCAACUCGAAGUAUUUGUAUUAAAUUAUCUUCAAAAUCAAGAGAUUUCAACUAUUCCCACCAGAAUUCUGAAACUCAAUCCUUGCAGUAUUUGCCAAAGAAAGUAUAUUAUGCAAGCAGAAACUGAACCACCUCUUACAUGCUCUUCGUGUAAUAUAAUCAUUGAGUUGACUAAAGAAGAGGCAGUACUCAUCUCUGGAAAAUAUCAUCUUCAAAAAAAACAAACUGACACUGGACAGGGUAAUGAGGAGCUCAUAACUUCAUUAGGAUUGGUAGAAGGUGGCUCUCAUGCUAGACAAGGGAGUCAGUCGAAGCAAGUCACUAUGCAGGAUCAGGCAACAAGCCCAAUCGUGAUUGAGGAUGAUACUUCUGAAAAUAAUGAUAAUGAAAGGACACCAGAUGCAUCAAACCGCUCUGCCAAUCCAUUAAGACGUUUGCCAAGGCAUUCAUCAAGACAAUCAGUUACCUCUGGAAAUAAUAACCAUGAGCACAAUAUCUUGCAGGGCUUAUUGCAAGAAUUAUCUACACCUGUUAGGGGGGAAUCUAUUGAGAAUAAUGAAGUGGCUGAGGAUGAUUCAGAAGCUUCAAUGUCAAAGACUUUAACCCGCCUCUUCCAAAAAGUUUAUAGAGCAGAGACGCGUGCUACAAAAGCAAUCCAAGAAGAAAUUUCGUGUUGGUAUUACUAUGAGAAGGCAUAUAAAGAGAGGGUUGAGGAGAUUAAGAAUGCUCGGAGAGGAAUUAGUGAUUAA
This is a messenger RNA of Funneliformis mosseae, 830 nucleotides long. The record is from the annotation of a GenBank genome assembly. NCBI's taxonomy places the organism in Eukaryota, Fungi, Glomeromycota, Glomeromycetes, Glomerales, Glomeraceae.